This is a messenger RNA of Ruditapes philippinarum (Manila clam), 6135 nucleotides long. RefSeq lists its product as uncharacterized. NCBI's taxonomy places the organism in Eukaryota, Metazoa, Mollusca, Bivalvia, Venerida, Veneridae. Bases 275 to 5455 code for a protein of 1726 amino acids. Gene Ontology annotation, molecular function: polysaccharide binding; beta-N-acetylhexosaminidase activity. The record is from RefSeq and is a predicted model, not a curated record. Gene Ontology annotation, biological process: carbohydrate metabolic process; ganglioside catabolic process; glycosaminoglycan metabolic process. Gene Ontology annotation, cellular component: membrane. The transcript is spliced from 21 exons.
UGUAGCAAUAAAGCGAUAUUUCAUUUCAUCUGUUCUUAUCAAAGUGCGCAGGGCUUUGUAAACAAUACCAGAUUUGGGACUGUACUGAAAUACAAGGGUGGAAUAUUUAUGUUUCUAAACACGGACGAGCGAAGAACACUCUCGCCACGUUAUUAUCCGACGUAAUGUUACGGUGUUUAAUUUUUCGCGACUGUCAAUUUUUGUCAGCGGAGCACGCAUGAUGCAUUUUACGUUUGUUUCUGUUUGAAAGGAUAUAAUUCAUCUUAUAUACACCAUGAUGGGCAAGCUAUCGGUUUUAUUUAUAUUUAUCACAGUGACUGUUGCUGUGAGCAGCUCACCUCUCAACCAAGUUCAGAUUGACACCCUCGCUAAUACAAUGAGUAUAAAAGCUAAGAACUUGUACAACUUGAGGGAUAAUGAAAAGACACACACGGUCAGACUAUACGUAAAGAACACCGGAAGUGAAGAUAUUCCUCCCACAGGUUGGCGAUUGUACUUUCACAGCAUGUACUUGAUGUACCCGGAUGUGUUUCCAAAGAACAUGACAGUUGAACUUGAAGUAGAGCAUAUCACUGUUGGCAUGGUACAAGGAGACUUGUACUAUCUCGAGCCAAGCUCAGGGUUUGUCGGGAUACAUCCUGGUGAAGAAAGGGUAUAUGACAUCGUAGCUAAAUUCUGGAUGAUUUCCAGAACGGAUUUUAUGCCCCUCUGGUACGUUGUCUCCACAAAUGGUGGCAUAAAGCCACGUGUAGUGAAAACAAUUGAAAGUCUUGAUUUGGAAUAUGUUGAACCCUAUGAUGACGUCAGGCAGUGGAAAAGAUUUGCUGCAGACAGAUAUAACCCAUUCACAGCACAAAAAAGAUUAGAAAGAUACAAAACUACUGACACAAGAAAGGUAGAGAAAAUUGUUAUACCCACACCCAAACAUGUUGAAAUCAACGAGGAGGUAACUAUAGCUGAAUUGAAUGAGGAAUGGUCAAUCCACGUUGCCGAUUCUAGAUACAAUCAAGUCGGUCUUUACCUCAGCGAUGUGCUACACCUGAAAAAUGUGACAUCAAGCUUACCUUCUAAGAAUGUUAUCAUACUGGAUAUAACAGAUAAUCCAUCCUCUGCCGAGUCAUAUACUUUACGAACAGAUCCUAGAAAUAACAAAAUACAUCUACGAAGCAAAGAUGAGAAGGGAAUAUUCAAUGCAGCAAACUCACUGUGGAGUAUUGUAGACGGUUAUAAAAGAAAGGACAUUCCUGACAUUACAAUAACUGAUGAACCAAGAUUUCAUUACAGGGGACUACAUGUUGACGUGGCACGUAACUUUCAUGGUUUGUCCGACAUUAAAAGAAUCAUGAGAGCGAUGGCAAUGUACAAAAUGAACAAACUGCACCUUCAUUUGUCCGACGACGAAGGUUGGAGACUAGAAAUACCCGGCCUUCCCGAACUUACUGAGGUUGGAGGUCAACGUUGUCAUGACUACAACAAUAGAAAAUGUAUAAUACCCCAAUUUGGUUCUGGCCCUUUUAAUACAUCGUCAGGGUCAGGGUAUUUUACAACAAGCGAAUAUAAAGAACUGCUUCAGUUUGCUAAAGAACGUCAUAUUGAAGUGAUACCAGAAUUUGAUAUGCCAGGUCACAGCCAUGCUGCCAUAUUUUCGAUGGAAGAACGUUAUAGAAAAUACCAUGAUGCAAAUAAUGAAAUCGAGGCAUUGAAAUAUAGACUGAGUGACCCGGAAGAUAUAUCAGAAUACAUUUCUGUACAACAAUGGCUCGAUAAUGCAAUUAAUCCAUGUGUGGAGUCGACUUAUAAGUUCAUAGGAAAGUUGAUGGAUGAAGUUAUCGCCCUUCACAAAGAUAUUCAGCCUCUUGAAAUUUAUCAUUUUGGUGGAGAUGAGGUCGCUAAACAUGCCUGGGAGAAAUCACCAAAAUGUCUAAAAUUUAUUGAUAAAAACCCUACAUAUAAUGUCACAAAAGGUGUAAAGAUAUAUUUUGUGGAAAGAGUAGUCACCCUUGCAGCGGAAAGGAAUGUAAGUUUGGCUGGUUGGGAAGAUGGUUUUGCUGAUGGUGAACAUGAACCAAUAAAACCUGCUGACCUUGACACAGAUACUAAUUAUGCUAUUCCUUGGAACAGCAUUUGGGAAUGGGAAGGUGGUUCACAAUCAUAUAAACUAGCGAAUGCUGGCUUUAAGGUUAUCUUAGCACAGGCAACGAAUAUUUAUUUUGACCACCCACAAGAACCAGAUCCCGAAGAGCGUGGCCUUUAUUGGGCAACAAGGUUCACAGAUACAUACAAAGUUUUAAAGUUCAUACCAGAUUCACUUUAUGAUAACAUCUUCGAGGAGAGAAGUGGAAUAGCAACAACAAAAACUAAAAUAUGUGGUCCAAACUCAGAGAAGUGUGAGCAGUUGGAAAGAAAAGAAAAUAUAAUCGGCAUGGAAGGCACAAUGUUUAGCGAGACCAUACGAACAAGUGAGAACGUAGACUACAUGCUUUUUCCUCGAUUAGUUGCCCUAGCAGAAAGGGCAUGGCACAAGGCAGGGUUUGAGGACGAAUCCAUUUCUUUACCGGAAAGGGAGGAUCGGUUUUCUCGUGAAUGGGAGGAUUUUGCUAAUACUCUUGGAUAUAAAGAACUUCAAAGAUUAGAUAAUCUCGGAAUAAAGUAUAGAGUUCCUCCCCCUGGCGCAAGAGUGAGUGAUGAUGGACAAGUGGAAAUAUCUACAGUUUAUCCUGGACUUAAAGCUCAGUAUAGCUACAACGACGGACACACGUGGUCAAAUGUCUCCGCUGAAAACACUUUUGAAUGGCAGAUUCCGGAAAAUUCAAGUCUUCAUUUACGGACAAUAUCAGCCGACGGUAUGAGGCAUAGCCGGGUAGUAGAAUUAUUUAAGGAUGAACCUCGAGACUGGUCAGAUCAACCACUGAUAGAUUACAUUGCUGACAAUGUUAAAGUGCACGUUGAUGUUAUAAGUAAUCUAGAGAAAACUGAAGAUAAUUAUAUAGCGUUACAGUUAAAGCUGCAAAAUAGCGGAGAUACAGAUAUCCCUAGAGGAACAUGGAAGAUAUACUUCUACAGCCUGUAUGGAGCUAAGGUAGAAUCUUUGUCUUGUGGCUUAAGGCUUGGACAUGAAAACGGUGGCUUGUAUUAUUUAACAGCAGAAGAUAAAGGUUUCUCUGGUAUCGCCGCACGAGAAACUCUAACAUGCCAGUAUCAUAACAGAUACUGGAUGAUUUCACGUUCAGACAAUAUGCCAAACUGGUAUGUAACUUCUCUUGGAAUGACAGCAAAGGUACUCAAAAGCACGGAAAGUGAAAUCAUAGACUAUGUAGGAAAAUUUGAUACUCCUGCAAAAUGGAAACGCGCAAAGAACGACCAAUAUGAUCCGUACUCACCUGCAACAAGAUACGAUCUCUAUAAAUCCUCUGAAAUCCAAACACAACACUACAAAAUAGUACCAACGCCAUUUAAAACAACUAUGACGAAUGACGAGGUGAUUUCAUUUACGUCAACUGAUUGGGAGAUUGUAAAUUCGUCCAGAUUCCCAUCUGAAGUAGAAUAUCUAGCAGACAAGUUGAAUAUGUCCGUUGUAUCCGCUGGUCAAAGCAAAAUAGUAACUUUUGUUCAAGGGAGUCCGAGUGAAAAUGGUCCAGAAGCUUAUGAUUUGGACAUAAACCCGGGGACCAGUAAAAUAACCAUUACUGCAGGCAGUCCUGCAGGGGCUUUCUAUGGUGUUCAAUCAUUAAUAAGUCUUGUUGAAGGUAAUGAUGGUAACCUGGUACAGAUGAACAUAAAAGACAAACCAAGGUUCCAGUAUCGAGGAGUUAUGCCGGACACGUCACGGAAUUUCAAGCAGAAGGAUUGGAUUUUAAAAUUCAUUGAUAUUAUGUCAAUGUAUAAACUAAACAAGCUUCACUUACAUCUGACUGAUGACGAGGGUUGGAGACUUGAAAUACCAUCUAUACCCGAGCUAACACAGAUGGGUAGCAAAAGAUGUCACAGUGAUUAUGACGGUAUUUGCACAAUCCCACAGCUUGGUUCAGGCCCAGAUAAUAAUACACAUGGAUCCGGCUUUUACACUGUCCAGGAUUACAAAGACAUAUUAAAAUACGCCAACGAUAGACACAUACAAGUUAUACCUGAGAUAGAGACGCCAGGACAUGCCACAGCCGCCAUUGUUGCCAUGGAAUAUAGAGAGUCAAAGAUCCUCGAGAUGAAGAAACAUGGAAACAAAAUUGUACCAAAAUCAUACCUGCUCAGUAAACAUACAAACAAAAAUGAAAUUUUCAGUCCGCAAAAGUGGACCAGAAAUGCGAUGGAUCCAUGUUUAAAUACAACAUAUGACUUUGUAGAAACGGUUGUUGAUGAUCUGAUAGAAUUGCACCGAGAUGUUCAGCCUCUCACGGUGAUACAUCUUGGAGGUGACGAGGUCCCAAGUGGUGCAUGGGAUGAUUCGAAAGCUUGCCUUGAUAUGCUUCAUAAAGGGCAGACGAUAAAUACUGAAGAACUGAGAAGGAUGUUUUCUAAACGUGCUGCAGACAUUAUUGCUGCUAAAGGGCUCAAACUGGCAUCAUGGGAUGAUGGUAUCUAUGCCGACAAUAUACCCAAUCCCAUCACUGAUUAUACAUCGGAUGUAUAUGUAUACACAUGGGAUAAUCGUGGGACCAAAGCCAAACGAGUAUCUGAAUUCGCCAAUGCAGGAUACAAGGUUGUUCUCCCAUUAGCCACACAUUUGUAUUUUGAUCACCCCCAAGAACCAGAUCCGGAGGAAAGAGGUCUACAAUGGGCGACAAGAUUUACUGACACUGAAAAAGUCUUUGGUUUGAUGCCAGAUGAUAUAUAUGCCAAUUUUAACGUAGAUCGAUUUGGAAAUAAAGUUGAUUUGAACGAAAUAUGUGAAAAUAAAGAUUGUCCCACUGUGGACGAAACUGAAAAUAUUCUUGGGUUACAAGCCUGUAUGUUCUCAGAAACAAUGCGAACUGAGGAACAAUUUCAUGGCAUGGCUUUCCCAAGAUUACUCGCACUUGCUGAAAGAGCUUGGCACAAGGCAUCAUGGGAAAACAAAACUGACGUUGAUGACAGAAAUGUUGAACGUGAUCAAGAUUGGAAAAUGUUCUCGGAUAAUCUCGGAUACAAAGAGCUUUCUCGUCUGGACAAAUAUUCUACAUUUUAUAGAAUACCACCACCAGGGGCGAGGAUUGACGAUGGAACUCUGAAAGUAAAUACGAAAUAUGCAAAUCUUCUUGUUGAAGUCAGCAAAGAUAAUGGCAAAACGUGGAAUGUUUACAAGGAAGCUAAAAUAGACCCUGGGACAAAGGUUCUUUUGCGCUCAAGGUCAAAGACUUCUGACAUUACCAGCAGACAUAUUGAAGUAUCUACACCAACUGUUUCCGGUGCUGCUCAAUUAUGCCAACAUCUAAGUCUGAUUGUGUUGGUCUUGUACACCUUAUCUCAUCUCUUGACAAAGUGAUCCAUGUUUAUAAAAUGUUAAAUGUUGUUUGUUAUGAAAGUCAGAAUAUAUGUGUAUAUACUCUAAAGAUGUUAUUUAAAACUUGUCACCGUGAUAAAAGAUCACAGUGAUAAAACAUCAUAUUUGCGCUCCAAUGGCAAGAUCAUUGUUACAACUUUAUUUUCAUAAUCGUGUAGUUAACUCUGUUUUAUCGUUACUAUGGUAAUGUUACGAGGGUAAUAUACCCACAUGUUUAAUGUGUUGUUUGUUGGAAUUUCUUAUGUAUUUGUCGUUAUAUAUCCCCUGUACUUUUGUAAAUUUGUUAUAUAUGUACAUGUCCUAUAUCAUAUAUGUCAGCACACGCAUUUGAAAAAAGUUACGCUUACAUUAUAAUUACAACUUUUAUAUUACUUCUAUAUAUGUCAUAUGAUUGUACAGUUUAAUUCAUGUGUUAAACUUUGUUACAAUAAUAGUUUUCUAAUCCAUUUUUAAAGGAUUUUUAUUGACUCUUUGGAGUUGGUAGACUUUUAGGAAUGCUUUAGUGGUGUAAUUGCGGACGAAUCUUGUGACAAUCAAAAUAGUGCCAGCCUGAUAACUUUUCAUAGAAUUGUCUAAAGUGUAGUGUGAAUAGAUUGUGUGCAAAACAGAAUCGCCAUAUUUAAGUUGUAGCUUGCAUGACGGAAUAAAACUUUUAUUCUUUU